UGGGCCAGUGCUCAGUCCAAGCCAGAGUUGCAUUUUUUGUGACAAGUAAAAAACCAAUAUUUCCACUCCACUUCAUUGUUAAAAAAAGGAUUCAAUUAAAAGGAGCCAUCUGAACAAUACAAACACCAGGGAAUUAGGACAGAGCGAGUAUACAACAAAAAAGGAAGAUCAUGGAGCAAGAAAUUAUGAGUGCAUUAUUCGAGGAUAAAGCGCAGAAUGACAUCAACGAUGAAAUUUCAAGCGCUUGGCAGCCCAGACCAGGGUGCAAUCCGGUUGACGAAAAGGCUGUCCACGAUCUUCUUGUGUGGGAGGAAGCAUGGAAAAAACAAGUGAUGGAGCGUAAGGAAAAAAUCGACGAGGAGCUCAGCAGGUCGAUAUUGCCAGAGCCAUGGCCACCCAUUGGGCAACCCAACGGACGCAAGCGCAAGCAUCCCAUGGACAAUCCAAAAGAGCCUGCUAUCGCUGUCGGGAAUCUUCUUAGCUGGGAGGAAAAAUGGGACCAGCAAUACAAUACCACAAGUCGCAAUUUGUACAGAGACCAAUGAGGUUGUAUUGCUUGGCCUGGAGCUGCAAUCCACCGAAGAAAUAGCCUCUUCUGUAAGGGGUUUCGGAGAUCCCCUGGACUAGUCACAGGCACAGGCGCAGGAGAUUUCCCCACAGGUCAUCAGAAAGGAAGUCCCAGGUCACUGGUAUUGGAUGUACGAAAAAUAAUAAUCGCGCCCAUCCAUCCCUCCAAUAAUAUCUGAACCUGUAUAAAUAAAGGUAUACUCAUAUACUCGCGCAAAUUCUGGGGAAUUGAACAUAUUCGUAGUUGAAGAAUUCUUGUCUUGUUAUACCCCUGCAGAUGGUACGAGAAUUUUGACUUUGAAUACGAGUACGAGUAGAUAUUAUUUAUAAUAGAUAGACCGAUAGUCCGAUAUAAACAAUUCUUUCAUUUCGUUUUGUUAAAUGCAAAAAAAUUCCUCAGGGAUAUACUUAGUAUAUUAUCCAAUCCAAUUGAUAUCUCUUC
This is a messenger RNA of Drosophila miranda, 1009 nucleotides long. RefSeq lists its product as uncharacterized. The coding region runs from base 171 to 545 and encodes 124 amino acids. The record is from RefSeq and is a predicted model, not a curated record. The transcript is spliced from 4 exons. Lineage: Eukaryota; Metazoa; Arthropoda; Insecta; Diptera; Drosophilidae.